GGGCUCUUGCAAGAGAUGCACCGCCGCCUCACCGCCGCUGCCGCGGCCACUGCACUCCGGCGGUUCUGCAGCCAGCGCCCGCCUCCGCCACCGGACCGGCGGCUCGCCUUCCUCCGCUCGGAGCUCGAAGACCUAGACCUCUCCCGCGCACCAGCACAACCGCCGUCCCGGGAGCAAUGGCAAGUAACCCAAGAGCCAGGAAGCGGCGGCGCUCGCGCGGGGGACAAGCCCGUGGCCGUGGACAUCGCCCACCCGUGGCCGGAGUGGGUGGCGCUGAUGGAGUUCCUCCUCCACAAGGGCCACCUCGACCCCUCCGCCUUCGCCGGCGCCGCGCCGUCCAAGGACUCCAACCUCGUCCGCACCGCCUGCCUCCGCUUCGGGCGCGAGCGCCCGGAGAUCGUCAGGUAUCUGUCAAGAUGGGAUAUUCAGGUCGCUCUGCGUGGUGGGUGCCCUAGCAUUGACAGGAAAGUUAUUAAUUCUGGGAAGCGACUGCGUGCGCAUGUAGGACUUGAUGAAGGAGAGGUUUGCAGCCAAUGCAAUUUAAGGGGAAGUUGUGAGAGGGCAUAUGUCAGGGCUCGUAAAGAGGAAGUGGGCAGAACUGUGGAUGUUAUGCGCAUCCUCCUGACUUAUGGUCUUGAUAUCAUUACUGGUAAUGUGGGGAACAAAGCAUGCCUAAACAAAACUGUUAAAGAAUCCAUUAAGAAACUACUGAAUGAGGUUGUCGAGCUCGAUUCCAAGGGGCCUGGUUCCACAACUGAUAAAGCUGCACAACGCAUGUCAAAAGGUCAAUCUGCUGUACCCGUGAAGCAGGGUGACUGGAAUUGUCCCAAAUGCAACUUUCUUAACUUUGCAAAGAAUAUCAAAUGUUUGCGCUGCGAUGGCGAAUUUCAAGAGAGAUAUCACUUAAUGCAUGAGGACCAAGAUCAUCUACCCCUCAAAAAAGGUGAUUGGAUAUGCAAAAGGUGCAACUUUUUGAAUUUCGCAAAGAACACACGAUGCUUGCAGUGUCAUGACAAACCAACAAACCGUUUACUCAGUCCGGGCGAAUGGGAGUGUCCUUCGUGUAACUAUCUGAACUUCAAGAGGAAUGCAUUCUGCUUGAAAUGUGGUUGGAAAAGACCAAAAGCAUUAAACGACCAAGACACCAUCGAACCACACCGCGAUCUGGAGCAGAAUAAGCACCCCGCUAUUUCAUUCGUUCAAGAUGGCAUCCAGCCGACAUUGCGAAAGCGACAACUUGUGCAAAAGAGGGCUCCACUAUCUGAUGAAGAUUCAGAUUUCUGGAGCUCGGAGGAGGCAGGGAACGAUGACGACGACGACAAUGAGAACAGCAUGCUCCCAAUGCACAGGGACUACAAAUUCCUCGACAGUUUCCCCAUUGUCGGGGGCAGGAGCGCUACUUCCCAAGAACCUUUGGAGAGGGAAAAAUGGAAGGAGGAGAUGUCCAGGGGGAACCAGGGGCUUCCAGGAGAGGCAUCAGAAGAAAGUAAUCGCCCCUCCCCUCGUGUUCCCAGAAGCAUGGAGAUGCUCGAGUCCGAGGACGACGACGACGAGAUCUCAUCAUGGUUUUCUGGUGCGAACAGUAGUAGAAACCUGAAAAGGUACAACUUCCGUGAGAACAUGAUGGGGGUGGCAAGGAAAUUGCUUGCCGGCAGCCGAGUCAUUAUCCCUAUUUAUCACUUGGCAACUUGGGCUCCUUCCUCCGGCCCCAGUCCAGUACUGUGCGGAAGCGCAUCUCUCCUCCUUUUUCUCCCCCCGCUGAGCCGGAAAAAGGCUUUCUUUGCUUCACGCGGGGCUUCGGAUAUUCCUUGUCCUCGCGGCUCAGCCACCGCGGAAUCCAUCCAGCGCAGCUCAGGGGGGCAGGAGGAGAGGCGGCCGAAGCUGGAGGUGGAAGACGGGCUCGCCAUGGGCUCCGAGGGAUCCGCGCCGGUCGUCGUUCCCAGAAACUUUAGACUUUUGGAAGAACUUGAGAGAGGUGAGAAGGGCAUUGGUGAUGGAACUGUGAGCUAUGGGAUGGAUGAUGCUGAUGACAUAUAUAUGCGCUCCUGGACAGGAACUAUUAUUGGUCCACCCAAUACUGUUCACGAGGGACGAAUCUAUCAAUUGAAGUUGUUCUGUGAUACAGAUUAUCCAGACAAACCACCGACUGUCCGGUUCCAGGCUAGGGUCAAUAUGACAUGUGUGAAUCAAGAAACUGGAAUGGUUGAUCCAAGACGAUUUCCUAUGCUUGGAAACUGGAAAAGGGAACAUACAAUGGAGGACAUCCUCAUCAGCCUUAAAAAGGAGAUGUCAACCCCUCAGAACCGCAGGCUCCACCAGCCUCAUGAAGGCACCGAUGAUCAGAGAGUGGAGCAGAAAGGGCUAGCAGCUAGAUGUGUCGUUAUGUAAGUUACGCGCAUUGCAAUGUACAGUGUUACACUGAGUAGCAUCAGAAUGCAGAAGCUGAGGAAACCCAGGAGGAAAUCAUGUAAUUUGACAGUCGCUAGUCGCUACUUUCGAUCGAAACUGCUUUAUUGCCGAAAUAAAAUGCCAAUGACUCGAA
This is a messenger RNA of Triticum aestivum (bread wheat), 2542 nucleotides long. RefSeq lists its product as uncharacterized. The transcript is spliced from 12 exons. The record is from RefSeq and is a predicted model, not a curated record. Gene Ontology annotation, molecular function: mRNA binding. NCBI's taxonomy places the organism in Eukaryota, Viridiplantae, Streptophyta, Magnoliopsida, Poales, Poaceae. Gene Ontology annotation, cellular component: cytoplasm. The coding region runs from base 16 to 2388 and encodes 790 amino acids.